UGAGUGAUCCACCAGCUUGGCCCGCAGCGCUGUCAGACAACCUCACUUUUGCUUUCCAGGCACGGCUUCGCACGACCGCCAACCCAGUUACAGCAACAAGCCACUCCGCCAACGAAAAGUUGUCGACCCAGACAAUUGAAUCCAACUGUCAAUUAUAUAAAAAACGCCGGAAACCCCCUCAUUAUGGCCGCCUCUCAGCUUCCCCUCGAUACUCUAUCCACUUGGGCCAUGUUCAACGACGUAGACCUUGUCGACGUCGAGGUGCGCGAGAUCCCCGGCUGCGGCCUCGGAUUGGUCUCGAAUAAGGAUCUCAGCCGCGAGGAGGAGACGUUCGACAUGCCGACUCUGCUGAGGGUUCCCCAUGAGCUGAUCCUAUCUGCAGAGGCUGUCGAAAACUACGCCAAGGUCGACAAGAACUUUCGUCAACUGCUAGAUGUUGCUGGACAUAAGUCGACCCGGCAUGACAUCUGCGUUUUUCUGCUUACACAGAAAAUCAUCGCUGACCGGCCGGAGACGUCCUUGCAUGGCGGCGUGCCGACGCCUUGGACCGAGUACAUCAAAUAUCUGCCACCGCAGGUGCCUGUCACGACACUUUGGACCGUGCAAGAGCGGCAAAUGCUGAAUGGAACAUCGCUUGAAUCUGCCACGGCUGCUAAGAUCGUUGCACUUACCGAUGAGUUUGACGAGCUCCGCGAGGUAUCUUCCUCACUGCCCUUAUGGAACGAACUGUUUUGGGAAAGCGGCAAGAUCUCCCUCAUCGAUUGGGUUCGGGUCGAUGCAUGGUUUCGCUCCCGAUGUCUGGAGCUUCCCAAGUCGGGCGAGGCCAUGGUUCCGGUGCUGGACUUGGCAAAUCACUCAUCCAAGGCCAAUGCAUAUUAUGAAGAAAACAGCAAGGACGAGGUGGUUCUGCUCCUGCGACCUGGCUGCAGGGUCUCGUCCGGGGAAGAGAUGACAAUCUCGUAUGGGGAUGCAAAAUCCGGAGCCGAGAUGCUAUUCAGCUACGGGUUCAUCGACCCCGCGUCAGCUGCGGACCGUAUCACGCUACCAUUAACGCCUCUAGAAGACGACCCGCUAGGUAAGGCGAAACUGCACAUCUUCGAGGGACCCCCGACUGUGGAGUUUGUCCGGACGAAUCACUCCGUUAGUUGGGAAAGUCCCUUUGCCUAUUUAAUGUGCCUCAACGAGGAAGACGGUCUGUCGUUUCGUAUCCUGCAGGACACCGGAGGAUCACGGGAGCUGAAGCUGUUCUGGCAAGAAGAGGAUGUAACAACGACGACAACGGGUUUCGGUCAACACAUUGGCGAUCAUCCACUUGCUCAAAUCUUUCGUCUUCGGGUGGUAACCGUCUUGCAGGAUAUAGUGACCAACCAGUUGGAACGGUUGGCUACGGGCAUGUCAUUGGAGGACUUGGACGAGUCACUGAACGAAGGGGGUCUCGUUUGCGGGGCGUGCAUCGACGCAGCUGCCACGCUGAGGGAGCAAGAGGCUAGGUUGCUGGAAGCUGCCGUGAAGGCUCUCGAAGACCAAAAAACACAACUUCUUGCAGAUGAAAGCGUGGUGGCUUAUCUCGGAUCGAUGGAAGAUACCCAAAACGAUUUAGCCGAAGGCGAGGUAUCCAAUGACGAGGAAGACUUCAGUUAGAGAGGGAAGGUCAAGAAAGGCCAUACAGUCGGGUCGAUUCAUUCAGCUCACUUUGACGCGGAGUCUAAGCAGAUUUCUUGACUCACCUCCACAGAGUUUGCCGUUGUGAAGUAUAUUGGUUGAGACUAGCGAAGGUCACAUCACGGAGCUACACAUGUGUCCUUGCUCUGGAUCAUUAAAAGCUUGCAAAACUUUUUCCAGUUAGGUUGUUGUGCCCCUCCGGCAUGUUUUCAGCUAGCAGUGUCUUUCCCGUGGAGGAAGUGAAAUACGGAUGAGCGAGGCCAGCGACAAAUCUUUGGUUGUCUCGCGUGGGGCGUUGAAUACAUGUCGAUUCAUCUUCUCAGG
Colletotrichum navitas is the source of this 1986-nucleotide messenger RNA. RefSeq names its product SET domain-containing protein. Lineage: Eukaryota; Fungi; Ascomycota; Sordariomycetes; Glomerellales; Glomerellaceae. Gene Ontology annotation, biological process: peptidyl-lysine monomethylation. The record is from RefSeq and is a predicted model, not a curated record. The transcript has 4 exons. Bases 184 to 1641 code for a protein of 485 amino acids. Gene Ontology annotation, molecular function: protein binding; protein-lysine N-methyltransferase activity.